Messenger RNA from Pestalotiopsis fici W106-1, 3066 nucleotides. RefSeq lists its product as uncharacterized. Bases 1 to 3066 code for a protein of 1021 amino acids. Gene Ontology annotation, molecular function: protein binding. NCBI's taxonomy places the organism in Eukaryota, Fungi, Ascomycota, Sordariomycetes, Amphisphaeriales, Sporocadaceae. The transcript has 6 exons. The record is from RefSeq and is a predicted model, not a curated record.
AUGGCGGAAGCCGUCGGGCUGGUGACUGGAUUGGCCUCCUUAGCUAUCUCUAUUGCUGAGGGAGCCGCGAGGCUGCGUGAUCUCUACAAGGAGUCCAAGACGAUUUCUCAGGAAGUAGAGUCGCUUCUUGAGGACCUCAAGUUCUUGACUUUCCUUGUCAAGAGACUUGAAGGCCUGUCAACUCUAGACGACCACGAUGUUUCUCUCGCUAUAAGUCACUGCCGAAAGACUGUUCAAAAUGUUGCUUCAACCCUCGAGGAGAUGACAGAGACACUCGACGCUGCCGAGAAGAAACCUCGCAAGACGCUCUCCCGAAUGCGAUGGCUUAGCACCAAUAAGAAGGACUUGAAAAAACUUCAGGAUCUCACAGUUGUUGCAAAACUGGACAUACUUUCGAUGUUCAGUUAUCCUCAUCAUAGGCGCAUUCCCACCUCGCCUCCAACUCCCGAGACACAUCAAAGAAUCGGUAAAGAAGAAGAGCAGGAACAGCCCGACCGAUCUCACUCCGAGGAAGUGACGCCACGGCCAAAUACCGCAGUUUCGAACACUCUUGUCGCCGGGCCGGGGCGACCCCGUCAACGACGAACAGAUUGCACCCGCAGAGCUUGCUCAUGUACUUGCCAUAUCAAGGGGCAGAUCACCAGUCGUUUCUGGAAUUUUGAAUACACCCCCUUGUCAUUCAUCCUCAAAGGAUGCUCCAACCCCAAUUGUACUGCCAGUGAGUACGUAUCAGAGCUUCACAUAGCACUUACCCAGCUUGGUUGGCAUCGAGCCAUCACCUUUGGUUUGAGGCUCACUUCCGCCGCUGGGACGUACUCCAUCAGACCUUCACUUCAAAUCAAGGAAGAAGUGGUGAGGUAUACAUCGCGUGGCUUUGAACUGCUUUGGAGAUUGAGAGAGGGGUUUUCCGAUUGGGAGGAGGUGGUACAGGAGUUUCGAGAGAUGUAUCAAGAGGACAAGCGGAUAAUAAGACAUGUCAAUCCUGCAGGGCGUGGUUAUAUCGGGGAACUGUUGUGGUACACACCACAUGUCAGCUGGGGCUCUGCUUUGAGGGUUUUGAAGGUAUUCAUGGCGGAAUUUAAAAUGGAAACAGGCCUAGACGAUAUCAACUUUCUCUAUCGCAUGGCUCGUUGGAUUGGAGAAGGACCUCAUCUUUGGCUAUUCGAGGAGCUCCUCGCCCUUGGCUUUAACUCGUGCAACUUGCCAGCUCCAUCAGCCAAGAUGUGGCCUGAGCCUUGCGAUCCGAACUGGUUUUCUGAAGAAGUUACUCCGGAUCCAUUUUUCCUCGAACUCCUAGCAAUGAUGGUCUCCGUUGAUCCAGACUUCGGAGGUACAACACUACUACAGCGGGAGAUAUUGUGCGGAUCAGCACAUUCCGUCUCGGAGCUCCUCGCUCGUGCUGUUCGGAAUGAUGAAAUUAAUUUCCUCGGCCAGACGGCUUUGCACCUCGCUGUGUUCAAUAUAGAGUGUGCUCCCGCUUUAAUAUCUGCGGGAUACGCCGUGGACGCCACUGACAGAAAUGGCACCACGCCUCUGAUGUAUGCAUGUGCCAUGGGAAACAUCGAUAUGGCCAAGUUGUUGAUAUCAGAGGGAGCAAGCCUGAAAAUCAUCGACAAAUUACGACAUUGGGACUUCCUGGGUUAUACCUUGGCCCGAGGUCAUUACAAACUUGCGAGCGAUCUUGCAUUCUUCAUCCAAGGAAUCUAUCCCGAUAAUGUCAAGUUUAUCGGAGGCUCAUUGGCAAAAAGAAUGGCCCUAUCCAUGUGUUUCAGGCCGAGUUCCAUCCCCAAGGAUUUUCAUUUUGAAGACUUGUUCAAAUUAGACGCCAGACUGGACUUCACAUUCCCCGAUGGGAACGAGAACACAGAUGGAAACAAUAUCAUGCAUUAUUGGCUAGGUCUGUCAAAUGCAAAGACUCUGAUCGCGCACGGGUUUACCGGACUCGACCAAAAGAACAGCGAUGGUAUCACUCCGCUCAUGAAAUGUGCAAGGCCAUGGUUUCUUGAUACAAUGGAUACAUUGAUCGAGCACGGUGCCGACGUCAAUGCACAGGAUCUCUGCGGACGAAUUCCAAUGCACUAUGCAGUCACGAACUGGCCGCCAUCGCGUCCGUACUCGAUGGACGAUACGCACGUAAUCGGCUCUAGGUGUAUAGAGAAGCUUGUCAGAGCAGGAGCGAGGCCCCAUAGUCACGACCUUUGUCGUUGUGCAUGCUCUCCGAAGGGAUGUACACCAGCGAAAGUCCUAGGCGCAUACUUCUGCCACCCCAACGCAUUCUUUUCUUUCCGCCGUCUUGAGGACACUAUCGAGUGGCUUUGCUUACUGGAAGAGAAUGGAGAUGCAAAAGUCAUGAACGCUCAGCUAAUUCAAUUCAUUAGAUGUGCUCAAUUCGACGAAAUGGAAUUGACACAUACGUGCUGCGACGGCGGAACAGGAUAUUGGGCAUCCCAAACGCUUUCAUCAGAAGACAAGGAAGCAGUUGUGUGGGAAGAAUUCGAAGGCAUAGCACAACUAGAGUCCCACAUCUCGAUCCUGGAAAUGAAAUCCUGCAAGGAGCUAAUAGAUGCGUGGCUACAUCAGCUUCGCCGAAGCCAUGAUCAUUACCUCAAACGUAAUAAUUUCCAUCAGUGGGAGGAAAUUCUCCGCAAGGCCACAGUCCACAAAGGUAGACCACAGAUCAAAGAAAGGGAGACGUAUACAAUCGACUCCAAGAAAGACUGCUUUGAGCCACCCCCAACGGUCAUUGCCGAAGAGCAUCAUGACGAUGGCCCCAUCAGACAGAUGGUUACUCUUCUGUGGGCAUUGGAGAAGCACGUUGUAGUUAGAAGAAACGCGAAUGAAGACCCCACUAAGCUCGAAAGGUGGUACAAUCGACGCCUCUCAUGGGUGACUGGAAUCUUGGAUUGCAUGAAUAUAUCCAGAGAUCUCAUUACGAUGAAGUUACGGGAGCGUGGCAUCCACUCUCGGGAAAAGGAUGAUGGACCUUUUGCAGAGACGGUGAUCGAACAUUUUCUGCAAAGCUGUAAGCUAUUUCAUUUGCAUGUUGGGAAUAGCAAUAUAGAGUAG